GUUCCGUGCUGCGCGUCAGUGAGGCGCUCCAGAAGUUCUGCCACGGAAACAAGGUGCCGUAAUUGAGCAUAAUGAAAUGAAGGUGAUUCAAGAAGAACAAGAGAUAGCCGUGUGGAUUCUGUGAGUCUCAGUACUAGAGUACCCAACUGUGAGAAGAACAGUGGUCAUCAUGAUAGACCUGAGCCACCUGACCGAGGAGGAACAGGAGAUGAUCAUGAUGGUUUUGAAGAGGGACGCUGAGUUGAAGAAAGCAGAGGAGGAACGAAUCAAACAGCUGCAGAAAGCUGUCCCAGAGGAAGACAAACGCAAAUUUAUGUCAGGGGAAUGGUUCUACAAAGUGAAGUCACAGAGACACCAGGACAGAAUUCAUGGCUCUGAAAUCAUCAUGGCAUCAAUGAAGCAAAGGAAACCCUCAGUUGUUGAGUAUUUAACCAAGUCGUGGGGCGGCAGAUCCAGAAGCAUCAGCCGAAAGGACAGUGAUGGCAUCAUGACGUCACCUAAUGUAACACAAACUACUGAGUCUUCAGAGCAGCUAAAGGAGAGGGAAAAUGGAGAGAUGUUAGAGGUCCAGCAAGAAAAACUAAACAUAGGCAUGAGAUCGCCAUCCAAGCCAAGGCACAACCCAUUCAACAGUGUUCCAACAGAGCUUGAUUUUACAUCAGGACAUGGACUCGGGAAUUCAUUAGACCGAGGCUCUGAAUCACAAGUAAAACUUCAGGAAGCAAGUCAUGGUGAAGUUAAUAGUGAGGUUUUUAACACCCCACACAACCAACCUCCUGCUCAAAGGCCUGUGCCAAAGAAAAGGACCAAAAUUAACAAACCACAGAGCUCUGUCUCAGACAGCACCAGCUCUGUGUCCAUCCAGAGUGUGUCCACCACAGCAGGCUCAGGUAUCAGGUCUCCACCACCAAGAAGUAUCCUCAAACAAAGCUUCAAUGAGCCCACUCUCAAGAGUCAACUGCGACAACCAGUAGUAUCCCUAAGUUAUGUUCGCAAAAACAUAAGUCAAGAAAAGGAUCUAGAAGAAUCUAAACUUUCUCUGAGUAGUACAGAAGAAUCAAGUAGCAAAACUGAAAACAUAGAGCAAUUUAGCUCUUCUUCACCACUGAAGUUGCAAAAGUCACGUUUACCAGUUAGAGCUUCAUCACAACUGAUAAACCCUCCACAAGGCUUACAAGAAAAGCCAAAGAUAAAACCACAUCUAAGUCUGAACUCUAUCACAAGAGCAGAUGAUGGCAAAAAAGUGGAAGAACUUCUAAAACAAAGAAGAGAAACAAAUAGUUGCCUUCCUCAGACAUCAAGUAUGGAAUUAGAGGGCCAAAACAUUUCAGGUGAAAUUGACCUUCCUCGUGAGAAUGCAAUGUUCACGUUGACAGACAACUCUGAAAAGCCACUGGAUGAGAUCACUGCCCCUCAACCUACACUGCACAAAUCUGGGAACGUGGAAAAUCAUAUGAGUCCGUAUCUAAAAUUGGAAAUGAAAAGAACUGAAGAAAAUAUGGAGAAAACUGCUGUUGAUCAACAAUUUCCCAGAUCCCUCAACAUAACAGAUACAUUCAACAAGACAGAUGCCUCUACUGACUGUAAGACUGACAGCAGCCCCCUUGUCUUCAAUGUAAAACAAGAGACAUAUAACUCAAAACAAGAAGAUGCCAAACUGGAAGUCAUGACAGAUGAACAUAUUCCCACACCUACUGAUGAACAAGGAGAUUCCAUUGCCAAAGUUCUUGAGUGGUUUAGCAGAAGCUCAGACAGCAGUGAUAGGCUUGAUAUAGAAAGCAAUGUCCAGGACAUGGAGGACGACACCAAGAUCGAUGACAUAGACUUUGAAGAUGACAUUGAUCAGAGAGCCAAACCAAGAGAUAAUGUGUACUUCAUCAUACCAUGCCAAAGUGAAGAGGUUCCAUCAGAAGUCAAUACAUUAUUUCUACAACAGACAGAUUGGGGAAAGGAACAGAGUGUUGAUGAGCCUCCCCAGAAUUCUCCAAAAGAACGGAGAAGAUCUGAAUCUACUUCUUAUAAAGAACCUCUCAUCAAGAAGCCUUCUAUUGACUCCGCUCUUACUGCAAACAAUGUGGGUCCAGAGAUCCCAGAGGUGAAUAUUUCUGUAGGUGGGACAGUUAGUCAAAAUGAGAACAGAACAGAGGCUUUUAUCAAGAGACAGGAAGAGACCAAAGUCAAACUGGAAAUCAGUGACAUCAAGCAGACUCAAUAUCAGCCAAAAGAAAGAACAGGUGCUGAAGAAAACCAGCGACCAAAGAUUGCAAAUUUGAGAUCAUUCUGGCAGAAAGAAAACAUUGGUCCAAAGAUUUUGAUUGGCAAAUCUAGUGCACCUGCUAAAAAUGAACACUUCAUCCCUAGUGAUAAUAGCAGAAAGCCAACUGAAGGUGUAGAGGACCAACAGAGAAGUGAACAAAGCUUGAAAGUAACAUCUCCAGGACAUCAGAAAAGAGAGAGAGUUGGGGAAGAUUUAGACCUCGAUCAUGUUGGAAAUGCUAACACCACUUAUACACCUCAAGUACCCAUUUUUACAGAUGGCUCGAAACCACCAUUGAUGACUGACCAAAUUCGUGCAAGCUCUCCCUUAGAGAAAGAUGUUACUCUUCCACAUUUAAAAUCAUCUUCGCCAUCCCUUGACAGUGGAUCCUUGCUAGCGGGUCAAAAUGGUGAUAGCAAGGGAGGCACAAUUGGCAUCAACAGUAGUGAUGCAGAUCACACCACUCCAAAGGAAUUAGAGGCAAAAUCAAAAACCGCACCAAGGACAAAUCAAGUGCCUUUUGUUAAGCAGAAUUCCCAGCAAGAGAACAUGGCAGAGAGGAUCAAGCAACUCAAGUUAUUUUGGGAGAAAGAUUCUAGAACAUCAGCAGCAACUCAAAACAGAUUGACUACUACUGCUCGACUGAACCAAAGAUUUACUAAAUCUGAGUUUGAUCUCAGAACAAUAGGUACUGAGUAUGAUGAUUAUCAUGAUGAUGUUGAGGACAGUACUUCGGCCAGAGGUAGACUGUCUCCCAAUUUCUCUGUGCAUCCACUAUGGAAGGAUAAACCAGUUGUGACAGAUGGUAUGAGCACUUUACAAUUUAAGAACCUGCGUGACUUCUGGGGAGGAUCACCUACAAAAUCUGGGCAAAGGUCACCGGUUCUUGAAAGUGGAAAUCAGAGAUCAUUAAGUCCACAAAGUCAAAAUGAGAGAGCCAAUGUCAAAGACUUUGUAAAUGAAAGCCAGAAUAACAAACCAUCCUCACAGGCCAAAACUAGAGUAUUCCAGUCUCCCUCAAAGAAGAGGAUUAUGUCAAGACAAGAAUCUGGAUCAAAAACCGAUCAGUCACAUGUGGUCUCAGGCGAAGCAAUAUCCUAUGGAGUGUCUCAUUCUCUUCAGCAACAGAAAGGCUCUCAGACCUCUUCAGAAGCCACAAUGGUACCUAAACCUCAGGUUGGUCAAGAGUCACAACCGAAACACAGUAGAAGAAACAGCAAAGGCAGUCUAAAUGGAAAAGCAAAUGCCAUGCGAUGUGCCGCCAGCAUGUUUUCUGUGAACACUGUGGUUGAGGAGCAAAGCCAGGACUUAAAUCUUCAGUCCAGGAAGUCCCAGGGCCCCAAUCUGCAACAGGUUAAAAAGGCACCAGAAGCCAUCAUCACACAGUCCAGGAAAACACAGGAAGCUAGCUAUACCCUGCCAAAAACAUCCCCAGAAAUCUCUUGGAGAGACAGAGACAAAAACACUCAGAGAAGACCGUCACGUACCUCAGAGGAUUCUGACUCUCAACCUCUUGCUAGAUCCUUCAUUCCACGGGACUACCAGCAUUACCUUGGGAUCACAGAGGACAGAAGUAUGUACACUCCACCUCCAGUUACAGAGCAGGUUGAUGAUUUUAUCUGCACUUCAUUUACGUCAUCUCCAGAGACACACCGCAGCUGUAAGUGUUCCCCUGUUAAAACCAGUACUCCAGUACAGGGCUCCCCCGACCUAUUAGCUAGGAGAGGGAGCCUUGGACGCCACUCAGCCACACAAACUGAUGGAAAUGCCACUAAGGGGAAUUUAAACUGUGAAAAUGAGAGUCCCAUUCAGAAAGCUUUGAAACGAGCUUCAUCUAGACCUGUGUACCAUAAAAGCAUGGAAGACAUCAGCACUCUUCCUAGACAAGACCAAAAACAAACAAAUGACUACAUGCAGGGCAACUAUGAUGACUCAAGCACACUUGUCCAGACUUCCUUUGCCACAUCAGACCCAGUGCACCUGAAGCAACUCAGCAAAUCAGUGCCCUCAUUCCUGCAAAAAGAAAGUGAUGGAGGAGAGAGUGACUCCGAGAGCAGCGGUGUACCACAGUGGAAUAACAGACAAUUCACUGACCUCAGCAACUACUCUGGAUCCACCUCCCUGUCAUCUGUUAGCGGCAGUGUUGUGAGCGUGUACAAUAGUGACUACAGCAGUGUUGACAUUCAAGGAGGCAUCCAGUUUUCACUAAACUAUGUGCACAAAUUGCGGGAGUUCCACAUCUUUGUUGUUCAGUGCCAGAAUCUGGCAGCAGUGGACACGAAGAGGAAUCGAUCUGACCCGUAUGUUAAAAGUUACCUCAUACCUGAUCCUGCCAAUUUGGGAAAACGAAAAACUGCUGUGAAGAAGAAAACACUGAAUCCCACAUACAAUGAGAUUCUUAGGUACAGAGUUCGAAUGGAGUACCUGAUGUCCCAGGUUCUCAACCUUUCAGCAUGGCACAAUGACACAUUUGGUCGUAACAGCUUCCUGGGUGAGAUAGAGCUUGACCUCUCCUCUUGGGAUUUUAAUGACACAGAGUGGAAGCUUUUACCUCUUAAACCAAGGAAUCUCUUCUCUCAGACCACAAACAGCCUCCAGCCAUCUGACUUUAGAGGACAGAUGAGACUGGCCAUACGUUUCCUGCCACAUAUUUCCCACUGUAAGGCUCCACCCUAUACAAGUGAAGUGCAUAUCUGGGUCAAAGACUGCAAGAAUCUCCCUCUUAUCAGAAGUCCAACUAUUGACCCAUAUGUAAAAUGCUUUGUACUCCCCGACACCAGCAAAAAGAGCCGUCAGAAGACUCGGGUGCUGAAGAGAACAGCCAACCCUAUAUUUAACCACACUAUGGUGUAUGAUGGCUUCAGGGCAGAGGACCUGAAAGAGGCUUGUGUGGAGCUUACUGUUUGGGACUGUGACCGACUAGCCAAUCACCUUCUCGGAGGCCUGAGACUCGGCAUGGGCACAGGCAAGAGCUACGGAGUACAGGUGGACUGGAUGGACUCUAUAGCAGAGGAAGUGGCUUUAUGGAGGAGAGUGAUGGAAUCUCCCAAUGAAUGGGUGGAGGGCAUGUUACCACUGAGGAUGGUAACAGCAGCCAAAAACACAUGGAAAUGAGAUUACAGGGACAUUUAUCAAAGCACAUCUUUCAAAUAAUAUAUGUCCUCAUAAAAUAUCUUGCAUUUGUUAUGAUUUAGAGUAUAAUAGAUUAGGUUUUUGUCACGUUAGGACAUUUUGGCCCCCAUGUUAACAUGAGUUUCAUUACCAGAUAGUAUAUAGAUAUUCUCUGGAUUUAUUUAUUACCUUCACUCCUCUGCAUGUCCAGUAGGACUGAACAGAGAGCAGAUUGAACAUUCCCAUGCAAAAUGGAAGAUCAUUUACCGAUUUCAAAAUGCUUUCCAUAAAAGUAAGUCAUAAGCAGUGUCUAAAGGUGGAUGUUGAGGUGAUUUUUUUUCUAAUGUAAUCUAUUUUUUAAAAGGUUGCAGAUUUAUGUAGCUAAUAAACAUCCCAAAUCACAUAUUUGUUUGAGUAUAAAGACCUUAUAUACUGUGGUAUAUGUUCAAGACUUCAAAAUAAAGUUUUGUAGAAGGUUAUUAAAUCAAUGCUGAAUAAGUUUAAGGAUACUAUUUGAGGGUAAAAAGCUAAAACCCAAAGCCUUGGCAAAAGCAAAAAAUGAUUAAACCAGGAAAGGAGGAAGACGCAGAAUGUGUGUAUUAUAACAAAACAAACUGUUUUGAGUGAGAGAGUGACUGCUUUGUUUGUCAAAUAUGCCUGUACUAACAUCAAAGCUCAAAGGCAUACUGUACUACAAGCAAAAUGAUGCAGGACACACCUAAUAAAAUAACUAAAUACCAAAAGCAAAUAAAUAAACCGAAAGCUGGUUCACCAUGCUGAAAGUUUUUUUUAAUCUAGCUAUAUCAAAGGUAUUUGUACGGUGACAAAUUUGACCCCUUUACCCAAAUUUUACCACACUAGAUCAGUUUUGCAUGCACAGAAUACACAAAUUAACAUCUGGCUAUACCCGAGAAAGCAGCACAGGACUCCCCAGAUGAAUGCAAUUUUAAAAUCUGCUACCUUGUUGGCUAAACAAUUCUGUUUAAAAGCCAAUCACCGAAGUCAUAAAUUACUGUGAUUAACAACACUGAAUCAACAGUCAUAACAGAGAGAAAAAAAGUAUUUAGUCAGAAUAAAUGGCUAUUUUAUAGUGGCUACCCUGACCCAUUGAGAUGAGCACCUUUGUC
Molecule: messenger RNA, 6495 nt
Organism: Sinocyclocheilus anshuiensis
Lineage: Eukaryota; Metazoa; Chordata; Actinopteri; Cypriniformes; Cyprinidae
Exons: 19
Coding region: 170-5371 (1733 amino acids)
Biological process (GO): intracellular protein transport; exocytosis
Cellular component (GO): exocytic vesicle; plasma membrane
Molecular function (GO): neurexin family protein binding; small GTPase binding
Source: RefSeq, a predicted model, not a curated record